Molecule: messenger RNA, 2394 nt
Organism: Penicillium cataractarum
Lineage: Eukaryota; Fungi; Ascomycota; Eurotiomycetes; Eurotiales; Aspergillaceae
Gene: hsp78
Product: chaperone ATPase HSP78
Exons: 1
Coding region: 1-2394 (797 amino acids)
Biological process (GO): cellular response to heat
Cellular component (GO): mitochondrial matrix; cytoplasm
Molecular function (GO): ATP binding; ATP hydrolysis activity
Source: RefSeq, a predicted model, not a curated record
AUGGCGGCCCGAAUCGCUCUCAACUCGCGCACUCGGCUGCUGCGCACACCUACCUUACCUACUUCCUCCCGACUACUCUCUACGACUACGCGCUCGUCGUUACUCUCUCGGACUGCGGCACCGCUCCUAACACCUACUGCGAGACCUACUUCGGCCAUCUCGGUUCGCCACUAUGCUAAUGGUCGACCACACCCUCCGGGCGGUACUCACCGCAUGAACAUGAGCCCGGAGGCUGAGAAGCCUGCGCUGGAACAAUUCGGUGUGGAUUUGACGGAGAAGGCGAAAGCUGGAAAGCUGGACCCAGUUAUUGGCAGAGACGCAGAGAUUCAUCGCACAAUCCAGAUUCUGUCUCGACGAACCAAAAACAACCCUGUCUUGAUUGGUGCAGCUGGUACUGGUAAGACUGCCGUGUUGGAAGGUCUGGCGCAGCGUAUCGUGCAAGGAGAUGUCCCCGAAAGCAUCAAGAACAAGCGCGUGAUUAGCCUCGACUUGGGAUCUCUGAUCGCGGGUGCCAAGUUCCGCGGUGACUUCGAGGAGCGUCUGAAGUCCGUCCUGAAGGAGGUGGAAGACGCCGAAGGCAAGGUCAUUCUCUUCAUCGACGAGCUGCACACACUGCUAGGACUGGGCAAGGCUGAGGGCAGUAUCGACGCUAGCAAUCUGCUCAAGCCUGCUCUGUCCCGGGGUGAGCUUCAAUGCUGCGGUGCUACGACUCUCAACGAGUACCGACUGAUCGAGAAGGAUGUUGCGCUGGCUCGCCGAUUCCAGCCCAUCCUGGUCGGUGAACCGUCCGUUGCCUCCACCAUCUCCAUCCUCCGCGGAAUCAAGAACAAAUACGAAGUCCAUCACGGUGUCCGAAUCACCGAUGGUGCCUUGGUCGCCGCUGCUACCUACAGCAAUCGUUAUAUCACCGAUCGUUUCCUCCCCGACAAGGCCAUUGAUCUGGUCGACGAAGCCGCAUCGGCCCUCCGUCUGCAGCAAGAAUCCAAGCCCGACGCGAUUCGCGAGCUGGAGCGCGAUAUCACUACAAUUCAAAUUGAGCUCGAGUCCCUUCGCAAAGAGACUGACGUGAGUAGCCGCGAACGUCGCGACAAGCUCCAGGAAGACUUGAAGACCAAGCAGGAUGAGGUUGGCAAGUUGACCGAGGUUUGGGAGAAGGAAAAGGCCGAGAUUGAUACAAUCAAGCGUACCAAGGAGGAUCUGGAACGCGCUCGCUUCGAACUCGAGCAAGCCCAGCGUGAAGGCAACUUCGCAAAAGCUGGCGAGCUCAGAUAUUCGACCAUUCCCGCCAUGGAAGCCAAAUUGCCCAAAGAGGGAUCAGAGCAGGAGGCUGAAAAGCAAAGCCUCAUCCAUGAUUCCGUGACCGCUGACGACAUUGGCAAUGUUGUGUCCCGAACAACUGGCAUUCCCGUCAACAAACUGAUGGCAGGGGAAGUCGAGAAGCUGAUUCACAUGGAGGAUACUCUCCGGCAAUCAGUCCGUGGACAAGAUGAAGCGCUCUCUGCCGUGGCCAACGCGGUGCGCAUGCAGAGAGCUGGCCUUAGUGGCGAAAACCGGCCAUUGGCUUCAUUCAUGUUCCUUGGUCCAACGGGUGUGGGUAAAACUGAGCUCUGCAAGAAAAUGGCCGAGUUCCUCUUCUCCACUGAGACUGCAGUUGUGCGAUUCGAUAUGAGCGAGUUCCAAGAGAAACACACCAUCAGUCGCCUGAUCGGUUCCCCCGCUGGAUAUGUCGGAUACGACGAUGCUGGCCAGCUCACCGAAGCAGUGCGACGCAAACCAUAUGCUGUUCUCCUGUUCGAUGAAUUUGAAAAGGCUCAUCGGGAUAUCUCGGCUCUGCUGUUGCAGGUCCUUGAUGAAGGCUUCCUUACUGAUGCACAGGGCCACAAGGUUGAUUUCAGGAACACUCUGAUUGUCCUGACUUCGAACCUUGGUGCUGAGAUUCUGGUCGGAGCCGACCCGCUGCACUCUUACAAGGAUACUGGUGGUGCUGAGCUUUCACCAGACAUCAAGAAGGCCGUAUUGGAUGUUGUCCAGGGCGCCUACCCUCCCGAAUUCCUGAACCGCAUCGACGAGUUUAUCAUCUUCAAGCGGCUCUCGAAGGAAGCACUGCGGGAUAUUGUGGAUAUCAGACUUAAGGAACUUCAAGGACGUCUGGACAGCCGCCGGAUGACCCUGGAGGUAGACAACGAGAUCAAAGACUGGCUGUGCGAGAAGGGAUACGAUCCCAAGUUCGGUGCUCGCCCUCUCAACCGGUUGAUCGCCAAGGAGAUCGGAAACCGGCUGGCCGACAAGAUCAUCCGUGGCGAGGUCACCUCUGGCCAGACUGCCCGUGUCUCCCUCAAUGAAGACAAGUCUGGCUUGGUUGUUACGACUGAAGGAAAGCAGGAAGAAGCAUAA